CAGGAAAACUCCUUAAGCAGGAAGAGGAUUACAGCGCAGGGCAUUCUGGGUAAAUACAACCAAAACAAACGUGCUAGCCUAGCGCGAGAAACGAGGGGAAUAUGUUAAUGAAAGGUUUGGUUCCUUUAAUUCAGAGUAGUGUGAAAGGGAACCGCAGCAGCUGAAAAUGUAACAAAUGGUGCAGUUUUGGUCCCCAGUCAGAUUAUACCAGAUUAUCAGGUGUGAAAACUAAGACUCAAAAGAUGUAGAAACCAAAUACAGAGUGGCAAUAAUUGAAGAAAAUAAAUGGGAACAUUCAAGAAACAGGAUUGAACAAUUUCUUUGUAUCAAUCAUGGACAAAGAAAUUACCAGAAUAUGGCAACAUAAAUUCAUCGCAGGCAAAAACACAAUUAUUGUGAUUUUUUUCAGUCAAUAAUAUCAAAGACUAGAUAUUGAGACUAAAUCUGACUAAAUAAGAUUUUAUUUCUACCAUAAUUUCUACGAAGCCGAUGUAAGAAGUGUUCUGGUUGGAGCAACUAUAUGUUUCAUUUUCUUUUCAACAGGAAGCAUUUAUUUUAUUGAAGUUACAUAUUUAUCAUUACUUCUGCUUUUAAUCUACUUCUUCUGGCCUUUUCCCCAUUAUUCUUCCUACUAUUAUCGUUUUUAAUAUGAGAUCAUUGAUUUGAAGAGCAGCAGAGCCGAUGAGCACGAAGAGGGCGGCAUCAUCUUCCUCCCCCUCCUCCUCAUGCUCAGUGUGUGUGUGUUGGUGUGUGUGUUGGUGUGUGUGGGUUAGUGUGUGGGUGGGUGUGUGUGUGUGUGUACUCUCCCUCACUCCGCUGUUGGACUCUUCUUGCUUCGGACUCUGACUGAAGGCAGAAAAUAUGAAAUAAGAUUUUACACAACAACAAAGUUUUCGGCGGCCGGAGCGUCGAUGCGAAGCUUCUGCAGAAACUCGCCGGUUUUGUUUCCUCUUUUCUUGGGGAAGAAAACGGAAAUCUGGGGGUCGUGCCAUGGUCUGUGUGGAGGAUCUGCUCGGUCCAGGACCAUGACCUCCUCCAGCGGCAGAACCCGCUCUGCUCCUUCUCAAGGCGACCAAAUGACAUGAAGGAUUGAGGGUUUGAGGACACAGCACCCCCUGCUGGACUCCCGCUGCACCUACAGGCCAUGGCCGAGCCCAGUUACUCCGACCUGAUCGCCAAACAUUACAACUACACCGGCAAGUUUCGCAAGUCGACCCAGCAGGACUCGGGUCUGAAGGCAGACUCGGUGAUCUUCAUCAUCGUCUGCUGCUUCAUCAUCAUGGAGAACAUCCUGGUCCUGACCACCAUCUGGAGGACCAAGAAGUUCCACAAACCAAUGUACUACUUCAUCGGGAACCUGGCGUUGUCCGACCUGCUGGCCGGCGUCGUCUACACCGCCAACAUCCUGCUGUCCGGCGCCAACACCUACAAGCUGACGCCGACACAGUGGUUCUUCAGGGAGGGCAGCAUGUUCGUGGCGCUGGCGGCCUCCGUCUUCAGCCUGUUGGCCAUCGCCAUCGAGCGCCACCUCACCAUGCUGAAGAUGAAGCUGCACAACAACGGGAACACGUUCCGGGUUUUCCUGUUGAUCAGCACCGUGUGGAUGAUUGCGGCGGUGCUGGGCGGACUGCCCGUGAUGGGCUGGAACUGCAUCCGGAGCAUGCCGCAGUGCUCCACCGUGCUGCCGUUGUACCAUAAGACCUACAUCCUGUUCUGCACCACCGUCUUCAGCAUCAUCCUCAUGGCCAUUGUGGUGCUCUACGCCCGGAUCUACGCACUGGUGCGCACCCGCAGCCGCAAACUAGUCUUCCGCAAAGUCACCAACGGCCGAGGCAGCGCCAGCGCCAACAACAAGAGCUCGGAGAAGUCGAUGGCGCUCCUGAAGACCGUCAUCAUCGUCCUGAGCUGCUUCAUCGCCUGCUGGGCGCCGCUGUUCGUCCUGCUGCUGCUGGACGUGGCGUGUGAGACCCUGACCUGCCCCAUCCUCUACAAGGCCGAGUGGUUCCUGGCGCUCGCCGUCCUGAACUCCGCCAUGAACCCGCUCAUCUACACGCUGACCAGCAACGAGAUGCGCCGGGCCUUCCUCAAGACGCUGCUCUGCUGCACCGCCUGGAUCCGGCCCAAACCCAAGUUCACGGGACCGAUCAUGGGCGCGGAGUUCAGCCGCAGCAAGUCCGAUAACUCCUCACAUCCCAACAAGGAGGAGGCGGAGUACUCACCCAAGGAGACGACGGUGGUGUCAUCCGGGAACCUCACCUCGUCGUCAUAAACCCAGAGACUGGACGGGUCAGACUCAUUGGAUCGGAACUCUUUGGACUAAUGGAGACUCUCCAAACUGAUGAAACCCGAUUAGUGGAAAUCCACUCUGCAUGUAGCUCUUAAUGUCCGUAACUUUGAACCCCAGUCCAAUGUGAACUGGUGUUAUGGAUGAAACAGAACAUUUUCCUGAAGAGAAGGUGACGGAAUACUGGAAGCACUGGGAAGGUUUAGACCAGCUCUAGAAGGGAAAUGGGUUUUUUCUUUAACCAGACUUUAUUCUCCCCCUUCUAGACCAACUAAAACUUGUAGCACUUAUUUACACUACUGCCAAUUAUUUAAGAGAUUAGUUCCUAUAAAAUGUCUCUCCUCAUCCACUGCACUUAAAGAAACACCAUAAUCUGGAAACCUGGGUGUGAAAUCUCUGUAUCAGGGCCAGGCUGAGGAAAAAAAUCUAAUUACCAGAAUAAAGUUGUACAACAGUAAGUAAAAAAACGAGAAUAAAUGAAUAUUACUGGAAAAAAACUUAUACGCAAGUCAAAAAUACUAAAAUAAACUCAUUUCAAGAAAAAAGUUUGUACAACAUAAAGUCAUAUUAUGAGAAUACAGUCGUAACAAGCCAAGAAAAAAAGUCACAAUAAUAAAGUCAUAAUAAUACAUAAAAAGUCAUAUUAUUGCAAGAAAAAAAUCUUACAAAAAUAAAGCCACUAUAAAAUGAGAAUAAAUUCAUAAUAUUACAAGAAAAAGUCAAUAUUACCAGAAUAAAGUUCAACAAACAGUCAUAGUAUGACCGUAAGAAUGAGAAAAAAUCUGAAUAAAACGAGAAAAAAAUACAACAAAAAGUUUUAAGAAAAAAGUCAUAUGGCAAAAAUCAUGAUAUUAUGAGAAUAAAGUCGUAAUAAUAUGAGAAUGAACUCAUAUUACCAGAAUUGUUGUAAUAUUUGUAGACUGAAGUAGUAAUUUUAUAAUUCCUAUGAAAAAUAGUAAAGUAUAAUGAGGAAUAUUAGACAUAGGAAACUUAAUCUUUUAACACAUCAGUAUCAAAAUGUGCCAGAGAUGAAAUAAUUAAUUUGAAGAAACAUUCACAGACUAGACGAGCUGGUUGAAGUUUUGCUCUCAUUAAAUAACUUUUUUUUAGUAAUUUUAUGUUUUUCUGGUAUUUUUGUGUCUUUAUUCUGUUAAUAUUAUGACUUUAUUCUUGUAAUAAUAAUAGUAAUAAUGAAAAUGAUUUAUUCUGGCCCCAUUUCUCCUUCAUAGAAGGAGGCUGUUUCCUGUUUGCUUUUUAAUCUCGUAAAUAGAGGAAAAAUAUCAACUUUUUAGCCAUUUUAUACCAUUCAAGAACUAACGAGUUCAAAUAAGAAAAAACGGUUUAUUUGUAAAAGAAAAAUGUAAAAAUUAAAAUAUAAAUGAGAAAAAACAUUUGU
Molecule: messenger RNA, 3680 nt
Organism: Xiphophorus couchianus (Monterrey platyfish)
Lineage: Eukaryota; Metazoa; Chordata; Actinopteri; Cyprinodontiformes; Poeciliidae
Gene: s1pr1
Product: sphingosine-1-phosphate receptor 1
Exons: 2
Coding region: 1145-2269 (374 amino acids)
Biological process (GO): G protein-coupled receptor signaling pathway
Cellular component (GO): membrane
Molecular function (GO): sphingosine-1-phosphate receptor activity
Source: RefSeq, a predicted model, not a curated record